This is a messenger RNA of Argiope bruennichi, 1405 nucleotides long. RefSeq lists its product as uncharacterized. Bases 142 to 1254 code for a protein of 370 amino acids. Lineage: Eukaryota; Metazoa; Arthropoda; Arachnida; Araneae; Araneidae. Gene Ontology annotation, biological process: rRNA processing. The transcript is spliced from 6 exons. The record is from RefSeq and is a predicted model, not a curated record.
AUCAAUCCUUAAUGUUUACAUCAAAGAUUUCGGGAUUUUGGUUUUCUUUCCUUUGGUAAAGAUGAAUUAGAAAGCAAUAACAAUCUUUUAAACUUUAACACGUUUCUAUCUAAAUAGGCAUUAAUUUUUUUAAAUGUAAAAAUGAAUUUAUUUGGUGACUCUGUGUUGCACAAAAUUCGAUGUUUCCAUUUGGGUAUUCGUUCGGUAUGUGAGAAAGUCAAUCCAAUAACCAAGCGUGGAUCAAUGUUAGCUGAAAUGAUAAAAAAUACUGAUAAAAGGAAGCAUUGGCACUUUGAAAUUCUACAGAAUAAUGCUAAGAGUAAAAAUGUUUUUGAAAAAGUGAGUAGACCUAGUAGGAGGCAAAAUGUCUUGAAUGCUCUCUUCAUCAGAAAUAUCACAGAUGUUUUAUCCACGGGUGAUACAAUUCCAGAGAUUAUUGGCUCUGGUAUUGAAAUAACAGGGGUAAAAAUAGCUCCUUGCUGUCGAAUUCUCAAUGUAUAUUGGCAGAUUCCUCAAAGUAGUUUUGCUGCUGAAGAAAUUAUAGCUACUGCAUUAAAUGGACGAGCUCACAAAAUCAGGGCUGAGCUUAUUAGUCGAAAUGUGAUGGGCCGUGUUCCUCAAAUAUUCUUCAUUAGAGACACUACAAAUGCUUAUGUAGCUGCAUUUGAAAAGGCCAUUCAAGAGGUUGAAGAAGAAAUGAAAAGUGAUUCUGGUGUAGUUCCAGAUGACUCAUUUAUGUCAAAGAAAAAACUAUAUAAAUUUACAGACUCAAAGCAAGAAAAAGAGAGAGAAAAAGAAACAAAAGUAAAGGUAACUGAAACCAUAAAAGAUAUAUCAGUGAAACCAACUGUCGCUCCUGCCAGACCUGUGGAUAUGAGAGCAGAUGUGUUUGGCUUGAAUCAUGAUCAGCUGAUGACCAGAGUAAAUGCUCAAAAAACAAAAAUUAAACUUCCAGAGAAAACAAAUGUGAUCACUGCUCCAGAAUGGGCUGAAAAUGAAACUGUCGAAGAUGAUGAUAUAUUCAGCAAAAUUCCUGGUACAACUGUCCACUCAGACUCGAACAGAGAAGAACUUUUGAAAAAAUUUCAAAUUGAAAGGAAGAAGCGCUUGCAGGACAAAAGAAAAAAGCCCCAAAAUGAUGAUGGCCCUUUAUUAUGUGAAGAAAAUGAGACAUAUGAAGAGCCUGAAUUUAAUAGAUUUUGUAGUUUUGAUGAUGAUUUUGUGGAAGAAGAUACCCCUGAAAGAUUUCAAUAGCACUUUUCACUGCAUUUAAAAGUUGCGAGAAAAAAAGAUAUUAAGAUAGUUGUGUUAAGUUUGUAAUAUCCACAUUUGGUUUUGCAAAAUGUAAAUAAAAUAAUUGUAAAUAUUUAAUAUUUUUAAAAAAUAAAUAAAAUGUUUAUUUAUU